Molecule: messenger RNA, 2202 nt
Organism: Actinia tenebrosa (Australian red waratah sea anemone)
Lineage: Eukaryota; Metazoa; Cnidaria; Anthozoa; Actiniaria; Actiniidae
Source: RefSeq, a predicted model, not a curated record
AUGAUGUACAACACGGACAACUUUGAUAUAUUUAGCAUAGCGCUAAGCCAAUAGAUAAAUUAUGGAUAGAGGAAAACCGCAAAGUACGGUCUGCGGCUAAUUCUCGAGUGUAAUUGGUUCAAACGGUUUUGAGGGAGUCUCUAACGUGUUCAGUCCUUGUGUGUACUUUGGGAUAUCUGUUUUGUUUUUACGUAAUUCCGGUUGAUGUUGCAAUCAUUUGUUUGUGGUAAACUGCGUAUUCUUACAGACUUGGUUACUGUACGUUGAUGGAGAGUACUCAGAAUAAAUGACACCAAAAUUUCCAAGAACAUGGCCGRCUCGGAUUCAGGAACUCACAUCUCUGACAUAACGGAAAACAAUUCUGAGGACCUUGAAGCGAAAAAUGAAGAGCGCCUUCAAUCAAUUAUAGAGUCUACCACCACGACACAGCCUAAGACAAUCUCAUUGGAUGAGAAUAAAAAACCCAAAAGGACCGAAAACGAAGAAGUUAUAGAACAGAAAAAUAUCAAGAAUAGCACACCAGGGGUGAACAGCCACAUUCCAGACACGACCACAUCUCUCAACUCACGGCCAACACCAAACACUCAUGUCAGUCAGACACACAGGCAUGUCAAGAUGGAUCCUCAACUAACCGCUGUUCAGGGACAUCGCACUCGAAGUAGUGACUCUCAGUCAAUCACCGAAGACAAUCACGUGACUAUUGCCCACGUCCACUCAGCUCCACGUGUCUUUAGGAAAGUUAACGGUGACUUAGCGGCCGCACCAAAACGACAAGCAAGGCGCCAACGGAGUUUACCUCCUCGUUGGUCACAGAACAGGAACAAAGCGGGGCCCUCGAGGGGUAUUGAGAAUUUAUCGUUCAACAGAAGCUUUGAAAGUUUUCAGGGAAACGACCAUGGCGGUCCCAGGUCUGCCUACGACUUUAUGGAUGCAGAAAUUUAUAGCAAGUCCAAAAGAGCAGCUGUAAUAGAUGUUGAUAUGAACGACAGAAGAGAAUUCCAAUCGGGAGAUGCGAGUGAUGAGGAGGAGGAAGAUGACAUCUCCUGGGCACCCACUGGAAUCUUCGCUGUGUUCGUGGUUASCUUGUGGACUGCUCUAUUAAAGCUUAUAGACAGUAUUAAACAAAAUGGUCCAGUUAUAUGCUCUGAGGGGGAGGAGGUGAGGCUCUGGAUUUGUGCUGGGUGUCUGUCCUUGAUAUACUGUUUGGCUGAGAUCAUUUGGAAGAGGAAAACCUUGAUCAAAGCAUUAUUUGGUACGAUAUUAAUAUUCACAUACAUGAUGUUGGGACACGCUGAGCCGUUGUCUUGUCGCUUGGGAGAAGCUAGGCUCUCUGAGAUUGGCAAGUGGCAAGCAGCCAUGAACUUUUUUUUCGCGGCUAUACUAGGCACGCGUGUUUAUCAAGAAAUUGCCGAGUUUAUACGCCAGAAGAAGAAGAAGAAAAGAAAAGCGAAAAAGCAACGAAGGGAGAAUAGAACGCGACGAGAAGACUUGAGUGAUGAGGAUUCGUCGGUGAUGAGAGUGUAUCGUGUGUGAAUGACACGCGGCACAGAUUUAAAGUGGAAAUCCAGCUACAAGAUCGGCUGCAAAUCUAUUUGUUAAACAGGAUACAUUGUUUGAGCACUUUAUUGCGAUGUCCAAAGUUGGGCGGAUGAAAAAUUACCCCUCGAAAAUAUUGUUCUCGGAAGCUCGUCAUUUUAAUUUAGCAAUUUUCUUUAAUUUUGGUUAUUUCACGACGUAAUUUUUGAACUGCGGUGAUGAAGAACAAUGAUGAUGACAAAAUUAUAGGCAAGGCCGGCAAAGUAUGGCCGAGUACAUCGUACAUAGCUGGACAGUUGUGAUUAGCUGCAUGGCUGAAUAAACAGCAAGUAAAUUAACUCAAUACUGAUGGUCACGUAUAGCGAAUUAUAACACGAGUACACUGAAAUAUGACAGUGGAUGGUGUACAAGUAAAAUGGCUCCUCAGUAAAUUAUACAUUUAUACGUAUAUACGCUCCCAUCUCCCAUACUGUAUAUAUAUCCAUCUGACCAAUCACAGCCCGGCAUUGAAAGUUAACGGACAACAACGAACUUUCAUAAGAAAUAUGAAUUAUCACUGAUGAGUUCUGGCAAUUAUUUAAAGUAUUUUUAAAACCUAGGGGGGAGGGGAGGGGGAACGUGUAUGAAGUAUGAAGAAAAGCAAUAAAAGUUGUUUCAAAAACCACC